AUGUCUGCCGCGGUGACAUGGCUGCAGAAUAGUCUCGGCAUCGACGUGACAGGUGAGUGGGCUCGCCAUGUUCAUCUGAACGUCGGUGGCACCCUUUACACGACACGCCGGUACACGCUACGCGAACUCAAAGACCAUCGCAUUUUUGGCCCCAUCCUGGACGGCCACGCGCAUCGCUGCGAAGAUGGCAGUUUCCUGAUCGAUCGCGACGGCUCCUUGUUCCGCUACAUCAUUGCCUACCUCCGCGAUGGCCGCCUCUCCGUCCCGGACAACUUCGUGGAGUGGGAUAUGUUGCUUCAGGAGGUGCGCUACUAUGAGCUGCCGGCGAUGGAGAAGAGUGUCUUGGACAGCUUUGAGUUCCAGCAGAGCGUCUUCCGUCGCCAGCUGCCGCACGGGGUGUACGUGUGGUGGCCGCCGGCUUCACUGCAGAUUGACGAAGGGGCAACGAUCAAGGCAGCUUUGUGUGAUCGUCUUGCAUCCGCACCUCCUCCACCUCCUUUGUUUUUCUCUUUGCCGGUCACAGAUAGCGCGACAGGGAGGGGCGAAGCACGCGGUGCCACUGAGGAUCAGACUCGAACACUGGAGAAGGGGCAUGUCGCGGCGGCCGCUGAUGCUGCAACUCGGAGUAGUGCUGCUGCUGCGCCGCCUUCGUGUUCAUCAGGUUCCCUGCCUGUCCGCAUUGUGCCGCCGCUGCCUGGGCUGACGGUGGACGCGGCGUCUGGGCGGCGGGUGGUGUUCCGUGAGACGCAGGUGCUCCAGGACCUCGACCAGCUUGUGACGGUGCUGCUCACGGCCUAUGGCUUUUCGAUCCAGCACUGGGACACUGAACGAGGACGCGUGCUUCUCACGCUGCCUGGGUUCAUGUAA
Messenger RNA from Leishmania mexicana MHOM/GT/2001/U1103, 867 nucleotides. RefSeq lists its product as hypothetical. The transcript has a single exon. The record is from RefSeq and is a predicted model, not a curated record. Bases 1 to 867 code for a protein of 288 amino acids. Gene Ontology annotation, biological process: protein homooligomerization. Lineage: Eukaryota; Euglenozoa; Kinetoplastea; Trypanosomatida; Trypanosomatidae.